This is a messenger RNA of Acipenser ruthenus (sterlet), 11462 nucleotides long. Its product is annotated as BAH and coiled-coil domain-containing protein 1-like. Gene Ontology annotation, molecular function: chromatin binding. NCBI's taxonomy places the organism in Eukaryota, Metazoa, Chordata, Actinopteri, Acipenseriformes, Acipenseridae. The record is from RefSeq and is a predicted model, not a curated record.
ACCAGUGUCUCUCUGCGGCCUUGGCCGCCUUUUCGGUGGAGUUUAAACUGAACGGCUAAUCUAAAAUAAACCAAAAACUGCGUCUUGCAGUUUUUGCAGAAACUGAGGAAUGCGCAAAAGUAGUUUUUUCUUCGUAUACCGGACGUAUUUUUAACUUCAAAGUGCGAGUGGAGUUGUGUAGAAAGGGCGCGGGUGUAAUCUUUUGUUCAAUACACAACGGAGGUAAAAUGUGCCAUUAAAAAAAAAAAAAAGUAUUAGAAAAUGUGGGGUGGGGGCGGACGGAAUACCGGCGACUACAUUUUAAAAGCUUGCGACCGGAAAGGAAAGGGGCUCUGUUUUUGCGUUCAGCCACGCAGGCCCUUAAAGUUGUAGGUCACUCAAAACAAUUAAUAAUGAAUUUAAAAAAGGGGGGCUAGGUCCACUGUCGUCUUCUACUUCUUGUGUCCCCCCUCCCCUCCUCCAUUUGAAAAAGAGAAACAAGAUUGCCAAGAAGCAGUGGCGUGUUGGUUGAGGAGAACAGAUUAGAUGUCGCUUGCCUCUCCGUCAAUUCUGUGUUUAAUAUCACUGGGCUCCAUUGUGGGAGAAGCAGACGCGUCAUCCUGCCAUAAAUUUGUGAUUAUAGAGCUUCCAACAGGCUCUCCACUCUAGUUGAUCGGAUUUGCUCAAUGCAAGGCAGUGGGGAUUGGUGUUCAAGUGAAAACACGAACAGAUAAGGAACGAGACAGACACAAAAAUAAGACUUUUUUUUUUUUUUUUUGCUUUCUUAUUCCAAAGUCUGGGCGUUCAGAAUAAACAGAAAACAUACAAACGCAGUGCUCCAUUGAUCUGGAUUUCACGGCAUCCACCCUCGGCUAAUAAAAGGGGCAGAAUUAAAACUUAACCCAAUUUCUUUUUCUACUUUUUUUUUUCUUUUUUGUUUUUGUAACUCUAGUGGAUUUCUAUUGUACGUGUUAUUGAUUUCUUCCCCCACCUCGCUAAUUCACCCGGAUUUAUAUAUAUUUUCUCCCCCCCAGUCAAGGAUUACUUAUUUUGUAGAAAAUAAUGGGAGGCUACUUUUUUGGCUGGAAAAGCCAGCGAUCUGCUGAAGAGAAGAUCAAAUCGAAGCUCUAGAAAGGAUUAUAUUUUUGGCGUGUUUUGCUUGUCUGAUUCUGCACCCCCCCUCCCGGGUUUGGAUUUAUCAGUUCGAGCGCUAUGGAAGGCCGGGAUUUCGCUCCUCCGCCUCACCUCCUGUCUGAGCGGGGCGCGCUGGUUCACCGUGCCGCGUCUCGGAUCGCUUCGGCCGGCCACAGCUCCGUGCAGCACCCCGGUCACUUCCAGCCGGGAAAAUACUACCCAUCUCCCAUUCCCAUGGCUCCACACUCAGGAAGCGGAUUGAUGGGGAGCUCGUCUGCCUCCUUCAUGGGCACUUUCCUGGCCAGCAGCCUGGGCUCACCCCCCUCGCACCCCCCUCACCCCUCGGGGCCCCCCUCCUCCCCUCAGAGCCCCCCUUCCAUGGGGGGCCGCACCUCCGGGGCCUCACAGAUCUGGUUCCCCCACUCUCACGAAGCAGCCCCGGGGUAUCCCCGCUUUUCAGGCAGUCUGGCCUCCACCUUCCUUCCCAUGAGCCACUUGGAUCACCACAGCAACAGCAGCGUUCUGUAUGGGCAGCACCGUUUCUAUGACACACAGAAAGAUAACUUCUACCUGAGAAGCCUCCCCUCCCAGCCAACGCUGCUCUCAGCCAAUCACAGAUUCCCGGCUAUCUCGCGGGCAGCGCCAGGGCACCCUCUGGGGUCCUGCAGCCGUGAGCGGGACUCGGGAGGGGGCAGCCUGCACAAGAGCCUGAAGGAAGGGGGUGAGAGGGGGGUGGCGCUGGGCUCGAAAGAGAAAGAGAGGGCCAGUAAACAAGAGGCUAAAGAAAGGCAGCAGCAGCAUCAACAACAGCAACAACAGCAACAGCAUCAUCAACAUCAUCAUCACCAACAGCAGCAGCAGCAGCAGCAGCAGCAGCAAGCCUCGCUGGAAGAGGAAAGCAACAGAGCACUGGAGCGACACAAAGCAAGCCUGCCUCCCGAGAGCGGCCACUGCAAAGAGGACUCACUGGGCAGGGGGAAGCACCUCAGUGCCUGCCUGGUGAAUGCCAAGAUGCUGAAUGGAGAAUCUGGUGGCAACACCAACACUAAGAGUGCCAUGUUAAGCUGUGGGGGUGGGGGUGCCCAGACCAGGCACGUUGGAGGGGGCAGCAGUAGCCGCUGUGCCAAGAAUGGCAAUAGUACCGGUAACACUAACAGUAAUAGCGGUGAGAUGCGGUUAAGCGGGCACCCCCAGGACUGCUUGGAGAGCCGGCAGAUGCUCCACCACUCCUACUCGGUCCCCCCUCCCCUGUCCAUGAGCUCCGCGACGGGGGCAGGAGGCGCAGGUGGGUUCCCCUGCCUCCAGCUACACACCGCUCACCCUCACCACCCUCACCAUCACCACCACCACCACCACCCCCACCACCCCGACUUCUACUGCCCCCCGCCUCCGCCCCCUCUUACCACCACUUCCUCCCAGGACAAAGGGGGUGCCGCUGGGCGUGAGCUGAAAGUCACCGGGCCCACCUUUGUGCCUUCCGUCGGACACUUGGGGGACAAGAACAGCGGGCCCUUCCAGCUGGGCAACCCUGAUUGCCGGGGUGGGGGUGGGGGCAGUGCCAAGGAUAGGACACUGGAGAAAAACAAUGGACAUAAUAACGGGGCGCCUCCGAACAGCUGCCAGAGAAAGCAACAGCAGCAGCCCUACGGGAAGGCAGAUAAGGCUUCCGAUUGGCUUCAAAGUCACCAUCACCACUUACAACAGCAGCAGCAGCAGCAGCAGCAACAACAGAAUCAAAGUGCACGAUCCCGUAGUCUCGAAUGCAUCAACAGCGCCGACAUGGACCUGUUCAGACCCUCCCUCCCUCAGGGGGCGAAGGGAGGCCACUCGGGGAAAAGUGGCCCUUACAUCAGCACCCCUCCCUUCCAGGACUGUUCCCACUCAGGUCCUGCUCCUACCACUCAGUCGUCUGAAGGGCUGACCUCGUCCAGUAAAGGAGGUCAACAUCAGGGCCGCGCUAACGGGAGCGGCUGCACUUUAGAGCGGGGUGGGCAGAAGGUGGCUCGCAUCAGGCACCAGCAACACAGGCCCGGUCCGGAAGCAGGGGGCGACCUGGGCAACAGCGGACAGGAGAUGAAGAGGAAGCUGGAGCUGGCAUCCCUUGGGUAUGGCAACAGCGAGCAGCAACACCUGCCCCACUGGGCAAUGAGGGGGCAGCAGAUCCAGGCCGAGGAAGAGCAGAGGAAGAACUACCUGGAUCCUUUCAGCAGUGGCAGUAGACUGCAGAGUCAACAAAAUCAAAAUCAACAACAGCAGCAGCAGCAGCAACAAGGGAUGCCCCCCCAUAGCUCCAGCCAGCAGGAGACCCAAGCCUCUCAAGGGGAGAGCUCAGCUAUGAAGAGCCUUCUGAAGUACAGCAGCCAGCAGCAGCCCCUCUUGCUGGCCCAGAAGAGCCCGUUUGGGGGCCUGGGCAGCCUCAAGACCCCCAGCAACAGCAACAGCACCAGCUGUGCCCUGCAGGAUGCCAAGCAGCCUCUGCCCCCGAGGAAGGGCCCUCCCCACGACUCGGAGCGGCAGGACUGCGGUGGGGGCCGGAGCAGGGAGGCGGGUGACGGACCCCACGGCGAGGGGGAGGUGCGCCAGCCCCCCGUGGGCAUCGCAGUGGCUGUUGCCAGGCAGAGAGAGCCGCAGAGCCACCCACCCGAUGGGCAUCCUGGGCACAGCCGGCAGGGCAGGGUGCUGCCAGCCAUGAAAGGAGUCCCGCGCUCCGUGUUCUCUCUGGAUGCUGAGGGGGAGGAGAGGAAGAGGCUCUGUGAGGAUCAGCUGGGACUACCCUGCCUGGACCGGGACAGAGAACUCUUCAUCAGGGAGAGCAAAGAGCGGGUGGAAUUUGCCAGAAUCCAUCCUUCCAGCAGUUGCCAUGGCGACCUUACCCCCCACCUCAUGGUGCCAGGCGGAACUUCCCUGCAGGCCAGCCAAUUAGGAGCUGACCCUGCGGCACACGCCCAUCCAGCACAUCACCAUUGGAUGCCACGGACAGGAAGUCCCUCCUUGUGGAUGACUGGUCAUUCCUAUGGGCUCAGCCACGCGGCUCUCCAUCAGAAUCUGCCCCCUGGCUUCUCCGCGGCGAUGCCCAGCCCCCUGCAGCCUGUGCUGCCUCUGCCUCAGGACCCCUCUGCCCAGCUGGUCGUGCUGCCCAGCGAGCCGCCUGCACACCCCGCCACGCACCACCUCGACGUGAUGGAACAGCCCUCUCUGUGGCCCCCGAUGUACGCCGCACGGGGCCCCGGCUCUCACAUGCAGCACCCCGCACAGCUGCCCAACAUGUACUCGCGAUCCCAGUUUAUACGGCAACAGGAGCUGUACGCGCUACAGCAGCACCAGCAGCAUCAGCACCACCAACACCAACAGCAGCAGCAGCAGCAACAGAGAGCAGCUCAGGCCAUGGAGAUGCAGCAAAGACACUCCCAAAUACAGCCCCAGAGGAAGCCCGAGGACCCCCCGAUGGAGCUGGAGGAUCUCCUCACACAGAGGACCCUGAAGAGCGCCAAGCCAUUCUCCUACACCCCUGCCAAGAGCGUGCCACCCCCGGCGGGCUGUGCAGCCAGGCUAUCCCCCUGCUCUCGCACUCCCUCCCUGCGGCCCCACCCCAAGAGCACGCCCUGCACUCCCUGCCCUGCGCCCAGCCCCGCCACCGCCCCCCGCUCCCCUGCCCUCAGCCCCGCCCCCUCGCACACCAACAAGGGGGCGGAGCCACAGGACAAGAGAGGGGAGGGGCAGCCGCCUCAGGACUACCCACAAUCCCUAGAGCCAGACCUGCCACCUGGAUACACCUACCCGGCCGUCGUUAUGGGUUACAGCAACGGCCCCUCCCCUCAGGACGUACGAUUGGCUGAACCGGCCGACCUGCAAGCCAUGCAGACGGAGCCAGCCGAGCCUUCUCCAAGGCCACUCCCCUUGGGGGAGGAGUCUGCGUGUGAGGAGGGCAAUGCCCCCUUGAGAACGUUGGUGCAGGAAGAGGAGGCGGGGCCUGGGACAGUAGAACCCGGAGGCGGGGUGGAAGGGGGAGGGGUUGAGGGCUGCUGUACCUCCCCAGAGCUGGAGUCCAGUGGACUGUUCCACUGCCCCGGAACAGAGGGGGGGAUCUCUGAGCUCCCUGCCCCUUCACCGACUCCCCCCACUUCCCCUUCUGUGGGGCAAACUGAGGUGGAAGGCUCCUCUUCAGAAUGCGCGCAAGUGACGGAAUCUGGGGAGGAAAGAAAGGGUGAAGAGGAGAAAGAGGAGGAGGGAAAGGAUGGGCCGGUGGAAGGAGGAGAAAGCAAAGUUUACCAGGACCUCAUGCCUGCCGGGGAUACCCCGUCCUCCCCUGAAGCGGUAGCUGACACCACUGAGUCGGGGAGGAAUUCCCCCAGCGAAGCCCCUGGGGAUACCUGGGACAGCCCAUCACCACAGGGUGACACUCUUACCCACAAUACCUCAGGAGAUCGGGCGGACCGGACCAUGGUGGCAGGCUGGUUACCGGGCCCCAACACCGGCCUGGACCUGCUCAUCGCAGCCAGCCUCAGCGCAGAGGGACAUAUCUCUCCGACACCCCCCAUCGCCAACCAACCACAGACCUCAGGCUUUCACCCCUGCUCAGGGAGCCACGGGAUAGCGCUGCUGAGUGAGCUGGUGGAUCUGGAGCUGCAGCAGCAGAGGAGCAGGGCAGGGGAGAGUGAAGGAGCGGAGCUGCUGACCUUUGACCUGCAGAGCUUGGCGACCCUGGCUGCGGCUCGCUCUCUGGAGCUCGGUCUCUCCUCCCCCAGCCCUGGGAGGCCGUGCCACGCCCGCAGAGCCUUCAACCUGCGUAGGGAGUGCAGCUGGACUCCUCGCCAUGAGCCGGUGUGCCCGGUGAAGAGUGCUAUGGACAGGAUGGACAGCCAGGAGGUGGAGAUGAGGAUGAGGCUGGCAGACCUGCAGAGACAGUACAAAGAGAAGCAGAGGGAGCUCGCCAAGCUGCAGAGGAGGCACGACCACCAGAAGGAGGAGAAGUCCCGCAGCCCGGCUCGGAGGGGUCCUGGCAGGCCUCGCAAGCGCAAACCUGCCCCUGGGAGUGUCAGCACCCCUGGAGAGGGAGGGCGGAGAGUCAAGUCAUUGGGUGCGGGGCUAGGGCUGCUGUGUGAGGAGCUGGGAGGAGGAGGAGCAGGAGGGGAGGUGAAGAGGAAGAAAAAUAAACUGUCUGAGUUUGAGCGGCUGAGCACAUCACAGAUGAAGGCUCGGUGCAAGCAGACCGGCCCCCAAGUAGCACUGAGCUCCAAACAGGCCCGGAAAGCGUCCCAACUGAAGCAGAAUGCCAAGGUGCAGCGGGGGGGCUCUGGUGGUACCCCGUUCCGCAGGAGAGAGGCCUCCACCCCCAGCUCCGCUCCCCCCAGGCUGUCGAGGGGCCAGGGCACCCCCAGAGCAGAGCAGAAACGAGUGGGAGAGAGCGUGAGCCAGACUGAUACAGGGGUCAGUGUGGACAAUGUGGCUCAGGAGAGCUGGGCAGGGAGGGAGCUCUUUGUGAGGAAGAGGAGUGGGAGGAAGGACGGAGCUCCCCUGACCAGGACCGCCUCUGCCGCAGCAGGCCACCACCCCCCUCAGAGACCACUGGCAAGGGGGCGGGGCCGUCCAGGAAGCAGGCAACCCAAACAGGAAGUGGUCAUGGAGAAGGAGACAUCCCGAUCGGAGAGCGAGUCUUCAGAGGAGGAAGAGCAGGAUGAAUGGAGCUACGACAACGAUGAAGGGGAUGAUGACAUCAUAGCCCCGCCCUCCAAAGACCCCACCCCCAGCACAGCCCUGUUAGGCCCCUCACCCUCGUCAGUUGUUAAGCUGGAAGCCAAUCAGAAAGCCAAGAAGAAGAAGGAAAGGCAGGGCCUUCUGGGGUCAUUGCAGCUGCCGGUAGCAGAGGGGGAGGGAGAGGUGAAGGUGAGGAAGCAGACCCCCUCCAGGCCAGGGAAAAGGAGGAACGAGAGCAGGGAGCGAGACGGAGAGAAGCGAGCCAAAGGGCUCAGGCACCAGCAACAGGAACAGAGCUGGACUGACCCCAGCGCCAGGAGCAGUCUGUAUCGGGCCAGCACAAGGGUCCAUCCCUCCAGCACGCCCAGCGAGAGGCUGAGGAAAGCCACAAGGAAGAACAAAGCACUGCAGGGAUCCUCCAAGCAGAAGAAAAUCAGUGUGCUGGGAGGGGCCCUGUCCCCACGCAGACUGGAAUGUGUCUCCAGCAAGGACAAGAACAACAGCAAGUUAAGGAGCAAACCGUUGAAAGGCCGGGCGGUGAGUCGGCUGCUGGAGAGCUUCGCUGCGGACGAAGGCUUCCAGAUUGAUGAGGACAGCAGCUUCUCAGAGGAGGAGGAGGAGGAGGAGGAGAACGAGAGCGCCCCCCUCUGCUCGCCCCGGGACAGGAGCAGCACCCCAACCAUCCCUAACUGUACCCUGACGAAAGAAUCCCUAGUGGACGGGCUGAAGGUCCUAAUCCUCAAAGAGGACGAUCUGCUCUACGCUGCCUACAUCCACACGCUGCAGCCCCCAGACAUCUACAGCAUAAUGAUCGAGGGGGAGAGAGGAAACCGGCCGAGAAUCUACUCCCUCGAGCAACUCUUGCAGGAAGCGGUGCUGGACGUUCGGCCGCAGUCGGAACAGGAGCUGACAUCAGGAACCCGGGUGUGUGCCUACUGGAGCGAGCGAUCGCGCUGUCUGUACCCGGGCUACGUGCGCAGAGGGGGCCCCAACGAGGAGGAGAAGGAAGGCUCUGUCAUGGUGGAGUUUGACGAUGGAGACAGCGGACGAAUCUCACUGUCCAACAUCCGCCUGCUUCCCCCGGACUACCAGAUCCAAAGUACGGAGCCAUCCCCAGCCAUGCUGAUCUCCAAUGGGAGGCGGAAAUGCCGCAAGGCUGCCUUGGAGAAGACUCUGCAAGGGGACUCUGCUCAGCGAGCCUCCCCAGAGAGACAGAGCCACACAGAGCCCGGCAGGACCCAAGGGAGGAGGACCGCCAGCAAGGGAAAGACAGGAAAAGUGAAGACAGCCAACUCAGGAACAAAUAGCACAGCUUCAGGAAGCCUGUGUAAGAGCAACAGCAGCAGCAACAACAGCAGCCCCCUUCUGAGCUGGCCCGGAGUGGCGCUGCCCAAAAAGAGAACGCCCCACAAGAUGGGCAUGGGCCUUCAGAACCUGUUCCAGCUCAAUGGGAACCCCAGGAAGAUGUCCAAGAGCAAGGAGACAGGCAGCGGGGGCUUCACCCUGCACCCACUCUCCACGCCUCCCUCCACCCCAGCCAAGACCAUCUUCAGCAGCUCCUUCGAGGUGGACUCCUUCAGCAGCAUCGCCAACGGCUACUCCAGCUUUGGGAGCCAGGCAGGGCUGCCGCUCAGCCCCAGGAACAACACCUCGUCCCGGGGCAAGAGGCUGCCGCACGACGGAGGGCAGAGGGGGAGGAAGGCUGGCAGGGGAGCCGAGUUCCUGGUCAAGCUGGACCACGAGGGUGUGACCUCUCCCAAGACCAAAAACGGCAAGGCUUUGCUGCUGCUGGGCAACGCGGGGAGCAACGGCAGGGUGGAGAAGGGUUUCGGGGCCAAGGAGGUGGUGGUGGUAGAUGCCUCUCCUGUGGGAUACACUCACCCCGUGCUGCUGGUGAAGGACAACAAGAAGGGGGGCGGAAGCAGGGCGGACCUCCUCCUGAAAGGGGCCGGCCAUCUACGCAAGCCCCCCGCCUCCUCCCUGGGGCUGGGCGAGUACUCCGAGUUCGGGAUGAACUGCGACAGCGACUGCCACAGCUCCUACUCUGACAUGGACGAGGAAGACGACGAGGAGGAAGAUGAUGAAAGAAACACCGGAUUGAGGAACGCCGGACGCUUCCUGUCGCAGCUCUCCGUCUCCUCCACCUCCUCUGUGUCUUCCAGCUCCUCCAGCUCCGGCUCUCUCUCCAGCUCCAGCCUGUGCUCCUCCGACAACGAUUCCUCCUACAGCUCAGAGGACGAGGAGGACACCCUGCUGCUCCAGUCCUGCCUCUCCUCCCACCCCUCAGUCCCCACGGCCCUCCUGCAGCCCCCGGAGCCCCCCGCCAAUGCUGGCUCCUUCGUGGCCAAGGCCAUGGCAGUCAGCAGCAGCAAGCCACUGAAGAGGAAAGAGAGCCCCAGCUCCUCCUCCUUAAAGACAGCCAAGGACCUCGCCAAGAGGCAGAGGCUGCCCUCCGUCGACAACGGGCCCAAGAUCUCCAACUUCCUGCCUGCCAGGCAGCUCUGGAGGUGGUCUGGGAACCCCACCCAGAGGCGAGGUAUGAAGGGAAAGGCCAGGAAGCUGUUCUACAAGGCGAUCGUGCGCGGGAAGGAGGCGGUGCACGUGGGAGACUGCGCUGUCUUCCUGUCCGCUGGCCGGCCACACCUCCCCUACAUCGGCCGAAUCGAGAGCUUCUGGGAGUCCUGGGCCAGCAACAUGGUGGUCAAGGUCAAGUGGUUCUACCAUCCUGAAGAGACCAAGCUGGGCAAGAGACACAGAGACGGCAGGCAUGCCCUGUACCAGUCUUGCCAUGAAGACGAGAACGACGUGCAGACCAUCUCUCACAAGUGCCAGGUGGUAAACCUUGAGGAGUACGAGUGCCUGAGCCAAGGCAGGAAGCACCACAAUGGCCAGGACCUCUACUACCUGGCCGGGACCUACGACCCCACCACAGGUCAGCUGGUCACUGCCCAGGGGGUGUCCAUCCUCUGCUAGCGGCCACGGAGACAGGUGACCGGAGACAACGGCCGAGGACUCCACCCCAGCCACCACUCUCCUCUGAGAAACGGUAUGGCUGCUGGAGUUCUAAUGGAGACGGGUUGGAUUGUAUGGGGUUGACUAGAGGAGAGUCCGGAUCGGCUCAGUCCACUGCGCUUCAGCAGAGUUCACGAGAGCUAGCCCAGCCAGACAGGCCCCACGAGGGCCAUGCAGCCCAGGGGUACCAGAAGCACUUGAGGACAAUAGGGAGACAAAAGAGUGGGACUUGAGAAAACAAAUAAUCCUCUUUCAAAAAGACACACAUUUAGUUUGUUUUGUGGAGGCGGUAGGCACAGUUACAGUUUCACCUCACCCCCCCACUUUCUCUCUUUCUCAAUGAUUGUGUGAAGACCUGGAAUACAAAUGUUAAGGCAUCAUGUUGAUUUAACAAGUAGCCUAGAAGUAUCACAGCUCUGUCCCUGUAAUUGGUUGCUGCAACUGGUAGCUGUUGUACCCAAAGUGCACUUCAGAAAGAGCCAAUGCCAGCCUGGGCUUCUGAUCCUAGCCAGGGGAACACACCCCAUCACAGUCAGCCCUUCCGAAGGCGUCCUGCAUGCCUACAGUACUAGGUACUGCGGCCAGGCAUACAACUGUAAACCUUCAGCACUCACAAAAGAGAAGAUUUAUUCUGAAGAAUUAUUCAAACUUUUUUGGUGGCGAUGACAGGCGAGAACAAUUGGCUUUCUGUGAUCCUCAGAACCUGAAAGAAAAACAUCCAGCACUUUGCUCGAGCCCUCCCUAUCAGUCUGUCAUCUGAGGACAGCCAGAGGGGUUCUUUCACAGGAGGGGAUUUGAGGACAAUUGUUCAUCCAAAGGUUUUCUAAAUAACUUUCAUCAGAGAAUCCCAGGACCUUUUUGUAGAAGAAAUCAAACAAUAAAAAUUUGCCUACAAGUUGGCUGCCAAAGUAGGUGUGCCGUGCAGCUGUGAAGAAUGGUUACUUCAUAUUCCAGAGUGGGAUUCCCUGUGUUGCUGAUGUGGAUGUGUGUAUUGAAUGGGGUAGGGCGGGGGUAAGAGAAGUCUUGUAUGUACGUUCAUGUAUGGACAGCUUGGGUUUUCUUCAGGGUUGGGACAGUGUGGGUUAGGGACUGUGCUUCAGUAGGAUUUUAAGUAGAGAAUUAUCUCCAGACCUCAUUUUGAUGUUUCCAGGGAUAUUUUUAUCGUACAGUAAACAAAAAAAAAAAAAGAGGAAUGAUAAUUUUCCAAUCAAGCCAUACACUUCAAUACCUCUGCCUGUUACCUGAAUCAGGUGUAAACUGUACAGGUCAUUCAGUUUCUUCUUUGUGUCCAUAUGUGUGUGUGUGUGUGUGUAUGUGUAUAAUCAUUCUUACAAAAGUUUUUUGUUGUUUUUCUUUUUGUUUUAAUGAUCGACCCAGGACUUUGCUCUUAAAAAAAAAAUAUGAUACAAAAAAACCUAAUGGUAAAAAAAUGAAGUGCACUGUAUCUCUCCUUCACUCUUCUUGAGCCCAGCUGGGAGUGUGAAGUUUGUGAAAUCUUGUAAAUAGCAACGCUUAGAGAUGGGUGUUCCUAGUUUGUAAAACCUGCCUCAUCUCUGCAACUGAAAAAGUGGACUGGGCGGACAAGGCUGUCUGUUAAAUUGUGAUCUCAUUUUAUUUAAUACAUUUUUUUUUUUUUUUUUAAU